GAGAAUGAAAUUUCUACAUGGAAUUUGUAUAAUUUCUUACUUUAUCGUAUCAAGCAACAAGAUUUUGUGGUGGAUCCGCUAGAAAAUGGUCAUUAUGCAAGCUUUUUAGGAUAUUUUAAGAAUGAACAUGGUGAUGAAGGAGAUUUUCUUCUAAAGCAAUAUAAGGAAAACAUGACAUCUGCAAGAGUGAAGAUCCUAUGGGAAGUUAUUUCUGGAAACGAUGCAAAAGAACUUCAAUUAGUUUUUGAAACUGUAUUAACCCUGAAGGACAAUUAUUUACAAUCUAAAGGCACCACGAAUGACAAGGUUUCGUUAGCGAGUCGGCAAUAUCUUUACGAGCUAUUUAUUGAUCAUAUAAACUCUGUAGAAUAUAAUAAUGACAUCAAAUACUUUGAUCCUAUUAAAAGUAGCGUAAUAUGCGUAGAUAUUCUGGACCCUCAAUUAAAGGAAAAAUUGUCAAAAAAUGACUUGGAUGAUUUAUCAAAAAAAUUAUCCAUUCCAAUCAAUGAUUCUAAUGCUUUACAUGUAAAGAGCUAUGUAGAUGAUAUUCUAAAUUGGUAUACUGGUUUAAAUACUGCACCGUUACGCAAUAAUUCAAAAAAGCCAGAAAUUUCUCCAAAUUGUAGUCAUGAAGAAAAAAUACAAUACAAGAUUAGUGAACAACAAUACACAUCUGAUACAAUUUAUAGUUUCAUAUUCAGAUCUAACCUUUAUACAUUAUUAAAACGCCUUUAUAAAUUACUUGGAUUAAAUAAGAAGAAAAGUGCAAUAGGUCGCCGUUGUGAUUUAAUUUUAUGUGAUCAAUAUGAUUAUGUACAUUUGGUUGGUGAAGUGAGUGGACCACCCUCAAAAAAACUUCCAAAUAAAGAAAGAUUUGAUCUUGAGAAGACAAUGGAAACAUCUGUUCUUGAUCAUAUGAUGCAACAAAUUUAUCGUUCAAGACUUCUAAACCGGGCUGAGAUCCCUUUGAACAAAAAGAUUAUGGAUAAAGUAAAUUUUCUACAAUUUUUAUUCACUGUUUAUGAAUUAAUCGUUGUCAUUGCUGAAAAUGCAAAUAAAAUGGACAAGUUGAUGAACAAGCUUUCAAGAAAGAAGCAAGAAUGGAAGGCCAAUAAUAUUAAUACUGACUUUGACUCUUUGACAAUAAGUGAUGCUGGAAAAAAAUUGGUCUUAUCACAAGCAAUUACUUUAUCAACUCCAUCAUCUUCACCAUCAAGUGAUGACGCACUCGAUUCUCCGAAAGCAUCAAUAGUAAAUUUAUUGGAUUUUUUUAUUACUCCGGCACGAGCAAAAGAAACUCUUAGAGAAAUGAACUCUUUAUGUACUUUAGAGCAUGUUUUUGCUACCGACACCAUUCUUCAUACACCAGACGUUUGCCAAUAA
Molecule: messenger RNA, 1383 nt
Organism: Dentiscutata erythropus
Lineage: Eukaryota; Fungi; Glomeromycota; Glomeromycetes; Diversisporales; Gigasporaceae
Source: the annotation of a GenBank genome assembly